AUGGCCGUUGUAUCGCUGCUAAACCAGGCGCCUUAUAGGCGAUCGCACAACAGCCGUGAUAGGCUGAAUGCAGACGCCAUGGACGCAGCUGAUUCCUGGCGUCACUCUGGCGAGCAUAGCCUUCAUGGUGCCAACAGCAAGAACAGGACGAGGGCUCUGAGGUCUAUCUCUGAAAACAAAAGAUGCGUGUCUAAAGAUGGAGAGUUUCUUCCUCUCCACCACACAUGUCAGCUGAGCACAUGCGAUAGAAUUAUCAUUAACGUCAGCGGGAAAUACUUUGAGACGUGGAGGAAAACUUUAGAAGAUCACCCGGAUACUUUGCUUGGAAACCCUGAAAGACGAUGCAAAUUCUAUGACAAAACUCGAAAUGAAUAUUUCUUCGACCGACAUCGACCGACCUUCGACGCCAUAUUUGAAUACUAUUUAUACGGCGGUCAUUUAAAACGCCCACCACCAGUACCUGACGACAUUUUUCUUUCAGAACUGGACUUUUUCGAGAUAGAAAGACAUGUGGUGGAAGAUUACCGUCGAGGUGAAGGAUACACCACUGAGAAAAUUGUUCUUCCAGAACGAGGUUGGAAACGAAAGGUCUGGAUGCUGAUGGAGUACCCAGAAACCUCUUUCUAUGCAUACACGAUUGCCAUUAUCUCUGUAGUUGUCACGGUCACUGCCAUAGCCCUUCUUUGCGUGGAGACCUUACCCGGAUGGAACACACAGCACUGCAUCCAGGGUAAGAGUCCCAACUGGGCUGACCCGUUCUUUAUGAUCGAGACCAUUUGCUCUGCCUGGUUUUCUUUCGAGCUGGUCGUCAGAUUGAUCUCAUGCCCUGGAAAAAUUGCUUUCUUCAAAGACUUCAAAAAUUUGGUUGAUUUGACUGCUGUGGUUCCGUAUUAUAUAACUCUGUUCAACGUUCUCUCCACCAUGACCUGCGACAGCGCAAAGUCCUCGGCUUCGUUGGCUUUUCUUCGAGUGUUUCGACUCGUACGGAUAUUCAAGCUAACCAAACACUCGGCAGGAUUACAAGUUUUGAUCCUGACUUUUAAAGCCAGUGUGGAAGGUUUGUGUUUGUUUCUUGUGGCCCUCACUGUCUGUAUACUCGUGUUUUCCAGUGCUGUGUACUUUGCCGAGCUGGGGAUUGAGGGCUCGAAAAUUCACAGCAUUCCUGAUGGUUUCUGGUGGGCCAUCAUCACCAUGACAACAGUGGGAUACGGUGACGUGGUUCCUGUGGGAGUGUUAGGGAAGCUCAUCGGAAUGAUGUGCACUUUAACAGGAGUACUGACACUGGCCAUACCUGUGCCUAUUAUAACAGAGAACUUCAACAAGUUUUACUCACACAAGACCGGCAGAGGGCGAAUCUGA
This is a messenger RNA of Candidula unifasciata, 1359 nucleotides long. Lineage: Eukaryota; Metazoa; Mollusca; Gastropoda; Stylommatophora; Geomitridae. The record is from the annotation of a GenBank genome assembly.